UGGAUAGUGGAUAGUCCGACGACAGCCAUCGGCUAGGUUCAGAACGGUUCAGGUUAUUCGACGUACGCUUCAUUUUUUAUUUAGAUAAAUGUGUGCUGUCGUGCUGUCAGUGUCGUGGUUAAGAAUUUUAUAAUCUGCGGAGGAAAUAACGUUUAAUAUCUCUGUAAUGAAUGUGUUUAUGAAUGAUUAUCGUGUCUGGUGAAAAAACAAACACAGUCGACAAUUUGUCGAGCUAACCAUGAAUCUUCAAACGUUAUUUCAAGACUUCAAUCCGGGCAAGUUCCUGGUACAUUGCUGCCUGAUGGUAUUUACGGUGCUAUUUGCCUUAAGAUUGGACAAGAUCAUAGAAUGGAGUUACUGGUCUGUUUUUAGCCCCAUAUGGUUUUGGAAAAGCAUGGUAAUUUUGGGGGCCACUAUCGGGAGCUAUGUAUGGUGGAGGCAUCCCCAUGCAAGGCUGGAAGGCGAGGCCUAUGUACACUAUAAAGCGAUGCUAAUCACCUUGGCGCUACACCUUAUUUUAUUAAUGUUUGAAUUACUUGUCUGUGACAAACUAGAAUCACGAAGACAUCUGUGGAUUUUAGUUUUCAUACCACUGAUAUUUAUAUCCAUCGUAUCGAUAGCUGUAUGCAUCUGGGCCGUAAAACACGAUCGCUCUUUUGAGCUAGAGCUAUUCUGCGCAGUGAAUGUACUGCAGUUUAUAUUUCUUGCCUUAAAAUUGGAUGGUUUCAUUUCCUGGACUUGGGAAGUUGUAUUCGUACCAUUGUGGGCGUUAUUAUGUUUGUCGCUAGUCGCAGUCUUGUAUGCGAUAGUUUUUGCUGCAGUAUUGCUCAGGACACCACAAAUAAAUGCAAGGCAAAGGCGGACUUCCCUAAACUCUGCCCUUGGGUACACUUUUCUCGUAGUUCCCAUUUUAGUGUUUCAGGUGCUAUUAGCUAACAAAUUAGAUGGUGAUAUUUCAUUGAAUUACACAACUGUAGCUACGCCAUUGCUAAUUUCUCAUACCACGCUUAUAUUCAUGUCUUUUGGAGCCAAAGGUGGAAACAGAUGGUGGUUCGGAAUUAGAAAAGAUUUCUGUCACUUCCUUUUGGGAUUAUGUCCGUUACUUCAAGAGUACGGAAACAUUUCUUAUCAACCAAGAAGCGAACUUGAUCAGCCACCUUCAGAGCUGAUGGUUUCUGAAAAGAAUCAAAAACGUUUCAAAAAAGUUGACUUAACCAAGCCUGUAGUGCCUGUCGAAUCGAUAGACAUGCCUGACUGAUUUAACAAUCGAAGGUGCUUGCAAAACGACUAUACUUUGACUUAUUUAAUGACUGAUUUGCAAAUCGGCAUCACAACCGCCUGAUAUAAUUACUUACGAUGCAAAAAAUAUCAGUUGUGCGGCUCGGAUACCCAGAUUGAUGGAACAGAACAAAUAUAAUAGUCAUUUAAACUUUACUAAUAUCAGAGUAAAUCUAGAACCUUUGUUACAGUUUUUAAACUUUAGCAUAUCGAGCGCUACAGCUUUGAUUUGUUAUCAUUGCAUAGAUUAAAGUUGAGCAGUAAUUUAAUGAAUUUAGUUUCUUAUCACUUGCAUUGUACAUUGAACUAUGAUAUGAUUCAACUUUUUUGUGAAAAUUAUUAGAACUAUUAUUUUAUGAGUUAUUGUCGAACAAAUUCUAGUUCCUUGAUCAAAUAACAACUGGUUCUUAGGUUAUAACGCUACCCAUUUAUAUUAGCUGCAACGUACCAAGUGGACGAUGAUAAGCAUAAACAUCUCAACCAACAAUAAAAUAAGAAAAACAAAAAAAUUCCAGUUUAUUGGAAAGUAUAAAGCGCGACCCGCAUAAUAAGUAUAUAUUAUAUCAAUCACACAAUUUUUCCAAAAUCGUUCGUUACGACAUUAUUGCUUAUUGUUGGUGCCGUCCACGUAUCAGUCAAAUCAUAGUAAGUAUCAAACGUUACUCUACUCCAAUAUUUAUCACAAUGAAUAUGCAAACCGAACAAAAUUUAAAGAUAAUUUGAUUUCAAUCUAGACAUUAAUGAAGUCAUACAAUGAUGAUUCAGUUUAGAAUCUCAUCAAGCCGAGUUAUCAACUCUGAUGAUAACAGGUAAAAUUUUAGCUGUCAAGCGUUGACGAUUAAUAAAUAUGAAUCAGGUCGAUGAGAAAUCUAGCAUCUGACAAGCGUCACUGUGUUUUUUUGUUUUGCCUCAAUACGCUGCAGCGCAUUCAGUCUGCUAGAAUAUUUUUUGUGUCUAAAUAUUUUGGUCAUAAGUUCUUUAAACGCAAUAUAUAUAUUUUAGUGAAUUGCUGUUAAUCUGCCGGUGAAAGAUAGGCCUGUACUAGUAAGUAAUUAACCACUUUGAAUAACCUUGACGUGUGUCAAUUUCUAAAAGAUUUGCCAACUUGUUGACUUGAUAUGGAGUAAGGGGAUUGGAUAAAAGACUGAGUGCCUCGCAUCUUUAGCAUAGUAUUAAAUUGUGACAAAAUCGGAAUGAGAUUGAAAUUCACGAUAAAAUAAUGAUUCUAAAUGGGUCGUUGUUAACGUUACUAUAAAAUAGUAGCAUUAUGCGCCCGUAAUCAUUCGUUACAUCAUGCUUAGAAGUAAUGUGCAUUGUUGUAUUAAAAUAAUAUUGUAUAAUACAUAUUAUUAUCAUUAUUAUCAUUAUUAUUAAUUAUUAUUAAUUAUUAAUAUUAUUAUUAUUGUGUUAUAUGUAGUAUAUUUACAAUAUUAUACAUUAUUCAUAUUUGCCAAUAUUACGAUCAUAUAAUUAUUAAAAUUAUCCGAUUUUAUAUAAUACAUGACGCGUAACAAAAAUUAUAAUCCAAUAAAGUUUAUAUUUUUUUGUACGACGUUAAUAUUGAAAAAUAGACUUGUGACUCACAGUAUGCAAGACGCA
Messenger RNA from Athalia rosae (coleseed sawfly), 2877 nucleotides. RefSeq names its product transmembrane protein 185A. Bases 239 to 1258 code for a protein of 339 amino acids. The record is from RefSeq and is a predicted model, not a curated record. NCBI's taxonomy places the organism in Eukaryota, Metazoa, Arthropoda, Insecta, Hymenoptera, Athaliidae. The transcript is spliced from 5 exons.